AUGCACCCUCGGUCGCGACUCUGGUACCUGCUGGACUUUGUCCUCGUCCGAAGGCGAGAUCAGGCGGGCGUGCUGACGACAAUAGCGAUCCUGGAUGCUGACGGGUGGACCGACCACCACCUCGUCAUCUCCAAGAUGCGAAUUCGCCUACAGCCUUGUAGGAGACCUCAAGGUAAGCGAGCUCCAAGUAAGCUGAAUAUUGCUUUGUUGUCUUUCCCUGCUCACCAUCUGUAUUUCAGUAAUGAGCUAGCCCAAAGCCUAACCAGCAUUCCAGUCGCCGCCGCCGCUAACGAGAACGCCCUCGUGGAGAACCGAUGGUGUCCACUGCGGGACACAGUCCAGUCGACGACUCUGGAUGUCAUCGGCCGCGCACGUCGAGAACAUCAGGAAUGUUUCGAUGACGACGCCGCUAUCAUCAAUCUGCUCGCAGAGGAAAGUCGCCUCCGCAAAGCACACGUCACUGGCACCUCUGACGACGACAAAGCAGUUUUCUACCGUAAUCACCGUCUUUUACAACACCGGCUGCUGUAGGUGCCGGACGUCUGGACGACUCGCAAGGCCGAUGAGAUUCAAGGAUUCGCGGACUGCAACGAAUGGAAGAUUUUCUUCGCCGUGGUCAAGGUUGUCUACGGUCCCACAGCCAAAAGGACUGUUCCUCUUCUCAGCGCCGACGGCAGUACCCUGCUCCCUGAGAAGAAACAAAUUCUACAGCGAUGGGCCGAGCAAUUCAGAAGCGUCCUCAACCGUCCCUCCACCAUCUCCGACAUCGCAAUCGCCCGUCGGUCUCAAGUGAAGACCAACGCCGAACUCGACCUCCGCCCUCUCUCCACAAAACCAUCGGGACCGUGA
This is a messenger RNA of Spirometra erinaceieuropaei, 849 nucleotides long. NCBI's taxonomy places the organism in Eukaryota, Metazoa, Platyhelminthes, Cestoda, Diphyllobothriidea, Diphyllobothriidae. The record is from the annotation of a GenBank genome assembly.